ACCCAGCACCAUCUCAAGCAGCAUGGAUGACUCGGUCUUAACGGCCCUCGACGGAUGCACCCCGCGAGCCUCCAAGGACGAAGACGGGACCGCCGAGGCCAGAUGACGCGUUGGAGAAUUCAUCUUCAGGCUGAGCUGCAAUCGAACAAACUUUGUGCUUUUCCUUCUCCCUGUACGUUCCGAAAGUAUCCAUUCACUGCCAACCGUAUUGUUGUUUGAGGAAAAAAAAAAAAAGAACCAUCGUCACCAAUCUAGCUGGCAUCAUUGGCAACAGGAGUAGGCCACAGGAGCCAGGCAAAGAAGAAAAAAUUUCCUCCCCUGCGAAAAGCUGAUGUGGUCAUUGGCAGCUGGCUAGCGCACGUGAAACGACUUCCCGCCUUCCCCGGCAGCGCGCUACUCUACUGAGUCUACUCUAGCCUCUGCCCAUCAUGUAAGCAACAAUUCCGCUCACAGUCAUCGCUAGAACAUGUGAGAAACCGAGUCCAGUGUCAAGUGGCGCUUUGAAGAGGCAAAAGCGAGGGUAGAAGAAAAAGACAUGCUCAUAGACAUGCGCUAUCUUAAGCCUACUUACGCCUAUACUCGGAGGCGACAUCAGUAGUGGGUUCUCGAGGUGCUCUUGCCAGCUGUCCACAGUCCGCUCCAGCAUUUUCAGAUGAUUCAUCCUAAGAUCCAUUUGUCCUCACCACCCUCCAGGGUAAGAAACAUACUAUGCUUGACAUCAUUCGAGUCCAAGCCAAAGCCACAGCCAUGAUUGGUCUCUCAUAAUACAUGCACCACGACUCCUCGGUCUUUUCCCUUUCCAGCAUACCCACAUUCGUCGUACGUCCAUGGCGAAGACCGUAGCGCACUUCUGAGCACCAUGACCGUAACUCACCGCACGUCUGGCUCCAAGUAGUCCUCCCUACACAAACAGAGCUACCCCACCCCCGAAACUGAUAUACAGGUACAGCUACACACAUGCCCGUCAUCCCACGACGAUCCCCCCUCGCGAAUUAGCAAAAGGAAGAAAAAUAUCCUUUGUCCCACAUACCAGAAAUAGCACAUCAUUCAGGAACAAAUAAUUCUACUUUGGAAAAGAUUUGGUUCACCGUCUAAAAAAGAGGAGAAUAGCAAAGCAAGAAAGAAAGAAGCUAAACUACCACUCAACGACCCCUCCACCAACCACACCCCUCCCCCUUCUCCUCUCUCAAAAAAACAAAACUCAAACCCAAUCUGUCCCAAACAAACACCUCAAAGAACGAAAAAGAAGAGAGAAACAAUGUCAUCCCCCACCCAACCCCAACACACCCCCAAAGCCGUCUCCGCCCCGGGAAAAGUCCUUCUCGCAGGUGGCUACCUGGUCCUAGACCGCGCCUACUCGGGUCUCGUCUUCGGUCUCGACGCCCGCAUCCACGUCGCCAUUGAGCCCAUUCGCACAAAAUCCGGCGUGUCUCUCAGCGAGAUCAUCGUCAGGAGUCCCCAGUUUCUCGAUGCCAUUUGGGAGUAUGGCUAUAGGCUUACCGAGGGCGGCGGCGGGAUUGUCGUCUAUGGACUACGAGCAUCCCACGACUCCAAACAAUCCAAAAACCCCUUCAUCGAAACAGCCCUGACCUACGCCCUAACAUACAUCUCGUCCCUGCUGCCAAACACCCCCAUAGCACCAAGCUCAAUCUCCAUCCUCGCAGACGAAUCAUACUACUCAAACCCAGGGACUCCACUCUCGCCAACCUCCCCCUUCAAAUCCUACCCGCUCCCCCUCACCUCGGCCCACAAAACCGGCCUAGGUUCCUCCGCAGCACUAGUAACCUCCUUCACCGCCGCCCUGCUCUCCUACUACCUCCCCCCCUCGCUCUUUACCCUCUCCUCCCCUGAAUCCCAGCGCAUCCUGCAUAACCUCGCGCAAGCCGCGCACUGCGCCGCGCAGGGCAAAGUAGGGUCCGGCUUCGACAUUGCGUCCGCCGUGUACGGAUCGUGUCUGUACCGGCGGUUUUCGCCGGCGAUUCUGGAGCAUCUACCGGCGCCUGGCGCGGAGGGGUUCGCGGCGCGGCUGAGCGACGUUGUGCAGGGGGAAUGGGAUGUUAGUGUUGGCAAGGAGGUUGUGAGGAUGCCCGAGGGCCUGAGGCUCGUCAUGUGCGAUGUUGAUUGUGGGAGUCAGACGCCGGGGAUGGUGAGGAAGGUGCUUGCGUGGCGGGAGGGGGAUCGUGGGGAGGCGGACAGGGUGUGGGCGGGUUUGCAGAGGGCGAAUGAGGGGUUUGCUGAGGAGUUGGGGAGGUUGGCUGAAGGGAAGGGGGAGAGGGGGUAUGAGAGGUUGAGCGAGGUGAUUGGGGAGGUGAGGGCGUUGGUUAGGGAGAUGGGUGACAAGUCUGGAGUGCCUAUUGAGCCGCCGCAGCAGACGAAGCUGUUGGAUGCUUGCGCGGAGGUUAAGGGGGUUGUGGGUGGGGUUGUACCUGGGGCUGGUGGGUAUGAUGCUGUUGUGUUGUUGUUGGAGGAUAGGGACGAGGUGGUUGCGGACCUGAAAAAGGUUCUGGAUGGGUGGAAAGGUGAUGAUGCGGGAGGGGAAGGGGUGAAGAUUGGGAAGGUGGGCAUUUUGGGCGUGAGGCAGGAUAUGGUCGGUGUACGCAGUGAGGAUCUGACGCUGUACAAGGGGUGGGUGGAUUUGUAGACUCUGUAGAUAUGCAAACGGACGGGCUGCCUGUGUUGAAACCGUGUUUU
Messenger RNA from Periconia digitata, 2691 nucleotides. The record is from the annotation of a GenBank genome assembly. Lineage: Eukaryota; Fungi; Ascomycota; Dothideomycetes; Pleosporales; Periconiaceae.